GCCGCCCCCACCUCCACAGCAACAGCUGUACCUCCGCCAGCCAGCUCGCCCAGCCUGAGUGAGCAAAGACAGGAAGGCAGCAGCAUGGCGGGGCUGCGCUACCCGUCGCAAAGCAGCUACUGCCGCGCAGCCACGGCCAUGAACCUCCUGUUCGGCGUCUUUCAGGUCCUCUUGCCUUGUUUUCGCCCCGGAGAGGCGCACGGCCAAGCCAUGGAUCCUAUCCCCAAUGUGGUGGAGUUGUGGCAGGCCGAGGAAGGGGAGUUGCUGAUGCCUGCUCAGGCUGAGUCAGAGGAGGAUGUAGAGGAACAUCCACAAGAGCAGAGCUUUUCUACAAACAUGCCUGAUGGGAAGGUCCUCCAUUUUCACCCUUCAGUUCUCCAUUUUGGAAUGCAGUUGCUGGGACUGCCUAAAGCUAAAAUGCUAUAUGCUUACAAUCCCAGUAGGGAUAAAGACGUUACAGUGAAUUCAGUGUUUACAGCUACUAGACAUUUUCAUGUGUCUCCUGUUCAUAGCAGGGUGAUUCCAGCAAUGGGAAAAAUUUAUUUCAGAGUACUCUUUCUUCCAGUAGAAGAAGGCAGUUUUGAAAGUUCAUUAUUUAUAAAUACCUCAUCUCAUGGAGUAUUUUCAUAUCAGGUCUUUGGAAAAGGAAUUUCAGACUCUGUUUCAGAAGACUUUAUAAAACAGUUGGCAAAUACAUAUUUAUUGCUUCCACAUAUCAACAGUAUCCAGAUCUCACAAACACUGGCAGAAACUAGGAACAUCAGUCACUUAAAAGUUCGUCUUGAGUGCAGUUUACAUAACAGAUUUUAUCAACAUGUUAAGAAUUGCUGCUUUGCUUCAAGUGGCGUACUGCUGCUAGAAAUAAGCUUAGUUGUCAGAAUGGAAAAUGUGCAACAUGAAUUUGUGGACCUUAGACAAUACCUACUGGAAAAAUUUUUUGUAGUUUAUGUAGCAAUGGACAAAACACAGACCUCAGAUGACUCUCCAGUAAUCUUGUAUGUGUUGCAUUCAGGGAACAACUUUUUAUAUGUUCAGGAUGUAAAACACUUGUCACAGGAAGGAACAUUUUCAGUGCAGUUUGAGCCAAUAUUGCUGCCAUCAUUGACCAUGAAUUUCACAAAAGUUGCUUCUAUUUUUUGUAAAGGUGCAUUAUGUGGCCUGGGAAGCAAUCAUGAUGUUAAGGCAGAGAGGAAUCUGUUGGAAAGCACAACUUUACCAAAAGCUUGUCUUUCCCAUCCUGUGAUGGAAGGGUACCUUGGUAUCAAUCCAUUUGCAACAGUAUUCCACAUAGAACCACAUCACAGUAUUUCAACAUCUUGGUCUAUAUGGUUUACAAACAAUUUCGAUUUUAACAUUAUGCUAAAUGAUGUCUAUGUUUCAAAAGAAACUGAAGAUAUUCUGAAGGUUAUGAACUUCACGGAUCCUUUAACUCUACCUCCAGGCUGUUGGAAUGCAUUUUCCUUGAAACUUCACACCCAAGCAUCUGUAACAAGUUUAUUAUCCAAUGUUUUUGUGAGCACAAAUGUUGGAGUAAUAUUUGAAAUACCACUACAGAUUUAUUCUGUUUUGUCCCAGCAGAGAGAUGUUCAUUUUGAAGCUAUAGCACAUCAUGACAUAUACUGUUCCUUGAGAAUGUCGCAUGCAGCAAACCUUCUUUGGGAAAAGAGCCUUUCUUUGGACAGUUCUACAUGGAGUGUGGAUUCUGAAAUUGCCUACGAACUCUAUGAAAAAUGGCAAAAAAUUAAACACAGUGAAAUUUGCAGGAGAAAUCUUGGGGAAAUUAUUCAAACUUCUCAUCAGAAGAAUCCUGAAGAAGAGUCACUUGCACUGUCCUUCCCCCACUUGGUUACAGAAUUUGGUCUUACUUUGAACUUCAGUGCAGCUGCACCAUUGAAUAGCAUGGUGAAAUACUUUACCUUAAAAAAUCCUUCAUCUUUCCCAGUGAUGUUGCAAGUCUUGCCACUGUCUUUCUAUCCUGAUCCUAGAGCUCCAUUGGCUUUGCUCAGCAAAUGGUUUGAUGUGAAUGUACAGUCUAUUAAUUUUACAACCACUGAAUUCAGGUUGACAGAAGAAAAUUUUACUCACAAGUAUGAACUGCGGGAGGAUCAUGAUUACAUCAAAUCUAGUUCUGAGGUCCUUCAUUUAGAAUUGCAGCCCUUAGAAACUAAGAGAAUUGGUGUUGUCUUUACACCUCUUGAUUACAAAAGAGUAACUUCUCUUAUAUUGGUCAGGAAUAAUCUGACUGUUCUGGAUGUGGUUUACGUUGAAGGUAUUGGAGCCAGAGAACUUUUGAAAGUGGGUGGAAGAUUGCCAGGAGCAGGAGGAUCCCUUCGAUUUAAGGUGCCAGAGUCAACCCUCAUGGACUGCAGGCGACAACUGAAAGAUGGCAAGCAAAUUUUAUCUAUCACAAAAAACUUUAAAGUUGAAAAUAUUGGACAUCUUCCUAUCACGAUAAACUCUAUGAAGAUUAAUGGGUACAACUGCCAAGGAUAUGGGUUUGAAGUACUUGAUUGCCAGGGCUUUUUUCUGGCACAAAAUUCUUCACGGGAGAUUAGCAUUGUGUUUACUCCAGAUUUCACUUCUUCUUGGGUUAUUCGUGAGUUCACCCUGGUGACUGCUGCUGGUGUUGAGUUCCACUUCACCCUCAAUGUGACCCUUCCCCACCAUCUUUUACCCCUCUGUGCAGAUGUGGUACCAGGACCCAGUUGGGAAGAAUCUUUCUGGAGACUUACAGUACUCUUUGUUAGUUUGUCUCUCCUUGGUGUGAUUCUUAUAGCUUUUCAACAAGCACAGUACAUUCUAACAGAAUUCAUGAAGUCACGGCAGAGGCCAAAUCCAAAUCCUUCCGCGCUGCAAAACAACAAUUCUGUGGAUAUCAUCAGCUCUGAAUCUUACAAGAGCAGUUGCAAAACCUUUACAGAUAAUUACAGCUCUUCUGAUAAAGGAAAAGGUAAAGGCUCCCCCACUGUGGCCACAGCCACCAGCCGUAGCCAGAACGCUGCAAAGAGGAGUCCAGCAACGUACAGUCAUUCUCAGAAGAAACACAAGUGCUCUGUAUAUUAUGGCAAACAAAAAUCAAACACCCCAACUAGCAGCACAGUUCUAACUACUGAGGACAAACAGAACCACACAACUGAAAAUCAAACUUCAACACCAAAGGAGGACAUUUGCACUGUUACUGAAAGCUGGCUCAACCUGAAAUAUGCAAAUAGCAUAAAUGUGAACAUGCAAAAGAAUUUAACACACCCAGGGAACUUUCUAGAUAAAGACGAAAUUGCAUUGAAAAAUGCAGCACUAGUGAAAAGUCCUUCUUCAGAGUGCAGUUUGAAGGAGGGUCUCCGAACAAAUAUGUUUCCUAAGGAAACAAAUCUUAAGACUUCAGAAAAUAUAACUGAGCUCAAUGAAUCUGAGCCAUUUCCUUUGAAAUCAUCAAAGAAACUGUCUGAAAAUCGCUUCCUAAGACAUUCACCUCAGCAACAAUCAGAAUUUCAAGAAGCUUCCAGGAAAAAUAAUGGGAAUGGCCAGCAAGUGCCUCUCAGAAGUGAAACAGAAAACUGUGAGAGUUUGAAAAAACAGGUUAAUACAAAGCCUUCCACAGAGAAGACAGCAGAUAAAGCAUCUAAGGAAGAACCACUGUGUUGCAGAAAACAGGAACUGUCUUCUACUGAGCAAGAAAAUGCUCUCCGGAAAACUGGGUCUCAGGAGAAAAAGGAAGGACAUUUUGCAAAUACAAGUUACAACAGACAUAGGACAAACAGAAAAAAUAAGAAGAAGCAUAUUAAUAUAUCUGUGCGGGUUCCUGAACAGAUAGAGCUGAAGCAUGUGUACAGUGAAUUUGAAAGACCAGAACUUAGAACGAACAUCAGUAUAAGAAACUGGUGUGCUCAGGGCAGUGGGGAAAUUUGUAAAGGAGACGAGAAAGCCGGCUUGUCUACACAGAAGGAAACAGAAGCUUUCUAUCAAUGGCCUAAGAAGAAGUGCCUGGAAAGGUUUUGCUCAGAUUCAAGUUCAGACUGUGGAAGCUCAUCAGGGGGCGUGCGCGCCAGUCGAGGCAGCUGGGGCAGCUGGAGCAGCACCAGCAGUUCUGAUGGAGAUAAGAAACCUGGGAUUCCAAGCAGACACUUCCUUCCUUCUAGGGAAAAUAUUUCAUGCAGUGACUUUUCUUCUGAAACACCCAUCACUUUAAACCUUUCUCACAACAUUUGCAACACCAGCAGAGAUGUGAAUAAUGUCACCCAGUGUCCAGAGAAUCUGUGCCCCAGCUUUACUGAUGUGACUGUAGAUUCAGAUAAAAAUAAAGGUCUCUAUCCAGCAGGAGAUCUGUGGCCAUCUCAACCUGUCUGCCUGUCAAAUAGCAUAAACUACAGCCUUGAGAAUAAUGUGCCAUGUUUGAUCCAGGAAAACCCUUCAUUACACAAUGGCUUCAUUGAUUGGAAUGCAUCUUGUGAUGGCCAGUUUACCAGCAUGUAUUGUCCAGUAGAGGUGAAUGACUACAAUGCCUUUCCAGAAGAAAAUAUGAACUACCAUAAUGGCUUUCCAUGCACUGCAGACGUUCAGAAUACAGCUUUUAUUGAUCACAAUUGUCAGUCUACUUGGAACACUGCACCCAAUCUUCCUCCAACUUGGGAACCCACCAGUUAUGUCAACCCAACAUCCUACCUCUCAAGCACCAGGAGUUUGUCGCCUAUGUCUGGACUGUUUGGUUCCAUUUGGGCUCCGCAGAGUGACAUUUACGAAAACUGCUGUCCAGUCGAUGCCACCGCUCAGCAUUCAGCCCAGGUGGAAAACCAGGCAGUAAUUUGUAAACAGGAGUACUACCCGAGAUUUAACCCAUUCCGUGCCUAUAUGAACUUAGACAUAUGGACAUCAACAGCCAACCGGAAUGCAAAUUUCCCUCUUUCUAGGGACUCGGGUUAUUGUGGAAAUGUGUGAAAUGGAAAUUGGUUUCAAAAAAAUGUGAAAUAAAGAUGCUUCAGUUUUGAUUACUAGAA
Molecule: messenger RNA, 4991 nt
Organism: Pogona vitticeps (central bearded dragon)
Lineage: Eukaryota; Metazoa; Chordata; Lepidosauria; Squamata; Agamidae
Gene: TMEM131L
Product: transmembrane 131 like
Biological process (GO): negative regulation of canonical Wnt signaling pathway
Cellular component (GO): plasma membrane
Source: RefSeq, a predicted model, not a curated record